AUGGAUGAUCAUUUUGAUCAAAGUGAUCAUGAUUGGGAUGAACAAGAACCCAUCCCCCCUGAUUUAUCAGGAGAACAUUACCAACAGAAAAGGGAUGCCAUGAGAAUUUUAGAAGCCCACAACUUCAUGUGCAUCGAAAAGCUGGGGUCUGGAGCCUUCGAUGAUGUAUAUAAAAUGACGGACUUCUCUGGCCAAGAAGUUGCCGUCAAGAUUGUUUCCCUGGAAGUCAUUAAACAAAAUGAGGUUGAAAUUUGGCCAAAAAUGUCUCACCCAAAUAUCAUCCCACUCCUACAAUACUUUAGCUUCACUAACCCUGAUGUAGGAGUUUUUGUAAUGCCUAUUUACAGGGACAAUUUGCAAAAUGCAGCCCUAGACAGGCAAUUUUUGAGACAAUCAGGCGCCCUAGACUACCUCAAAUUGUGGCUUAAGGAUAGUCUUUGUGCUCUAACCUAUUUGCACUCUAAUGAGGCCUGCCAUUUGGAUAUAAAAGCAGACAAUAUCUUGAUUUCGCAAGAUUAUAGAGCAGUCAUAUGUGACUUCUCUUGUCUUGCGUGCGCGACAAAGGCAAUACCAAAGGAUGAUCUUGGAUUGCCGCUCAUGUAUAGACCUCCAGAAGCGUGCCCAUCUGUUGGAAGUGGGACAGAAGUUGAUGGCAAAGCUUUUGAUAUGUGGGCGUUUGGAGUGAUGGUUUUAGAGCUUUUCACCAAUAAAGCUCUGGCCAGAGCAAUAAACUGCGCCGGAAACUGGGACAGAGACAUUUAUCCUAUCCUGUUCAACAUUCUCCAGGAUCCUCCUCAUAAAGCAAAAAUGACCAAGCAGAGGUUGAAAGAGAAUGUGUUGGACUUAGUACAAAACAGAGAUUUGCCUUCAGUAGAAAAGUGCUAUAUCCAGCAGACUGUAAAACGUGUUAGUAUUGAAGGAAGAAAAUCUUAUGUGCUAAAGACGGACAUCCUUAUCAAAAAAGUUGACGGGUCUCGAUAG
Parasteatoda tepidariorum (common house spider) is the source of this 981-nucleotide messenger RNA. Its product is annotated as glycogen synthase kinase-3-like. Gene Ontology annotation, biological process: protein phosphorylation. The record is from RefSeq and is a predicted model, not a curated record. Lineage: Eukaryota; Metazoa; Arthropoda; Arachnida; Araneae; Theridiidae. Gene Ontology annotation, molecular function: protein kinase activity; ATP binding.